Dreissena polymorpha is the source of this 2167-nucleotide messenger RNA. Its product is annotated as myeloperoxidase-like. Gene Ontology annotation, molecular function: heme binding; peroxidase activity. NCBI's taxonomy places the organism in Eukaryota, Metazoa, Mollusca, Bivalvia, Myida, Dreissenidae. The record is from RefSeq and is a predicted model, not a curated record. The transcript has 12 exons. The coding region runs from base 1 to 1833 and encodes 610 amino acids. Gene Ontology annotation, biological process: response to oxidative stress.
AUGUGUUUGCUGAUGUGUGUGGUGUUUGUCCCGAGGGUUCGCACCGACCCAGUCUCUAAAGUAAAGGACGCUGUUAAAGAAUGUGCUAAAGAAAAAUGGGCCAGCCCCUCCAACUGCUUUGGUUGCCCUUUACGGAACGUCCAUCAACGAGGUCGCCCCACCGCUGCUGAUGCAGCCGCUGACCGGGACUUUGCAACCAUGAUGGCCUCUGUUCGCCAAAUGCGCAAACAGGUCCGGUUCAUUAAUGGCACAUGCAACAAUCUGAAGAAUCCCACGUGGGGAAUGUCAAGAGCAGCCCAGCGUCGUCUACUUCCUGCAGCAUACGAUGACGGUUUGAACCUUCCUCGGUCGCUGGGUAUUGAUGGAAAACCACUGCCGUUCCCACGCAAGAUAAGCAACACAGUCCAUAGGGGUCCGCAGCAGCUUAAGUCACCCAAAUUGACCUUGCAGGCCUCUCCGUUUGGUCAGUUCCUUGACCACGACAUAAUAUUAACGCCACUGAGCACUGCCGGUGGAAUAUUGCAACGUCAGCAGACAAACGAUCUAACGUCAUUCAUCGACGCUUCAAACGUCUACGGUUCUGCGGACGAACGUCUGGCGUUAUUGCGAGAGGGAAAUACACCGUUUAUGAAGGUAGCACAUGGUGCAGAUGGGCCCCGCCUACCUCACGAUCCAGGUAAUACGUGCCGUUCAGACGCGGCCAAUGGUAUCCGAUGCAGUAUUGCUGGUGAACCACGUGUCCACGAAAUUCCAUCUCUGACGUCAUACCACAAUGUGUUUGUGCUCGAACACAAUCGUCUGGCGAAUAAACUUAAGGACUAUUAUCCGGACAACGAAGAAGCGUUUCAGCAGACAAGAAAACUCUUGAUCGGAAUCAUGCAGAAGAUUGUUUACGACGAAUUUCUCCCUGCUUUUCUUUCACCGACUGCGAUGAAGAAGAAUAAACGUGCAAGCUCAAAUAAAUACAAAUACGAAUCAAAGCUUGAUCCCACCGCUGCCAACAUUUUUGGAAUAGCGUUUCGUAUGGGCCACACUUGGAUUCCCACGUUUGAGUCGGUCUACACAAAGAACUUCCAGCCGUUCCGCGAGACCCUUCUCAAUCUGACCUUCAUGGAUCCCAACAUGACCUUUAUACAUUCUGUGAACGGAGGUCCAUCUGGGAUGCAGGGGCUGCCCAUCAGGGACAGGGGCUCUGCUCUCGAGGCACAGAAAACUGACAGAAUUAUCGAAGACACUGUCUGCAGCUAUCUUUUUGUCAACACGUCGGCCGAUACUUCCUUCGAUCUGGCAUCCCUGAACAUCCAGAGGGGUCGCGACCACGGUCUACCCUCCUACAACGAGUUUCGUAAAUGGUGCGGGCUGUCGUCAGUGAAUUCUUUGAAAACCUCCUCACCAAGAGGCCUUGUUGAUCACACCCUUGAGACAAUCACUCUUCUGAAGGCUGCUGGUUACAGUUCGCCCCAAGACAUAGACUUUUUCCCCAGAGCCCUGAGCGAAAAGCCCGUCUUUGGUGGUACCCUUGGUCCGACCAUGGAGUGUAUUAUAGGAGACCAUUUCCGGAGACUCAAGUUCGGAGACAGAUUCUUCUAUCAUAACAAGGACACUGGCUUUAAUAAAGCACAACAGGCCGCCAUUCAGAAUUACAGCCUGACCUCCCUGCUGUGUCAGAACUACAACUUCAACAAGAUCAAUUUUCCAAACGUCUUCAAACAAGCUGACCCACGCAGGAGCUGCCAGAAAAUCGCCGAUAUUGACAUGAAUCCGUUCUGUGUGUCGUCCGCAGCCGGGUCUCAUAGACUCAAUAACGCAGACGGCGCAAACGUCGCAGAAUAAGCAGACGUCUCACCAGACGCAGACGUCGCAGCAGACGCAGACGAUGAACAAGCCGAAUAGUAAUACACUACGCAACCACUGAGACAAUAAUUGAGAAACUAUAGGCAUAACAUCAGUAAUGACAUUACAUGGGUGGUAAUUUAUUUACAUCUUUUCUGAACAAUCUUUAUAUGGACAUGUGUUUGUUUUUGUAAAUUUAAAAGAACUUGUUAUACGUGUGUAAAUUAAGACAUGUUAAAUAUCAUUAUGAUUAUAAUCGGAAAACAUAUCGACACUUAAUCUGAUACGGACUUAACGACUUAAAAACUAUUAAUAUGAAUCUUCUCCUAUAAUA